Molecule: messenger RNA, 2590 nt
Organism: Aphanomyces astaci
Lineage: Eukaryota; Oomycota; Saprolegniomycetes; Saprolegniales; Verrucalvaceae
Exons: 13
Coding region: 36-2435 (799 amino acids)
Molecular function (GO): calcium ion binding
Source: RefSeq, a predicted model, not a curated record
AAUCAUACAUUGGUGGUGUUCAUUGUUUAGUCGCAAUGCCUACACCGACAGCAGCAGGAGGAGCGUGGCUACGGCGUUGGGGGUCCCGAGUCGCUCUUCUCGUGGCCUUGUCCUGCCAUGCCAUCGUGAAAGCCCAGGACGAAGGACAUGCGACAACGACCACAGAGGUGCCGGGGGGACAUGGUUCGUUCAAGGUCAAUGCGACCUCUUCGACGCACGAGAACGAAGGACAAGAACGUGAAGAAGCAGCUGGCGACGAAGUGUUCUACAAUGUGAUGGCAUCGAUUGCUACGAUCACCGUGUUGAUCUUUCUGUCGAUUGUGUUUGAAAUGGGUGCCGAGUGGCUUCGAGAAUCCACCGAAGAGAUCAACAUGCCGUUCGUCAACACGAUAUUCAACGAGCUCACGACGCUUGGGUUUAUCGGGUCGAUUUUGUUUCUCAUGUCCAAGUCGGGGUACUUGGGACAGAUUUCCCAAGCGUUGUUUGGCCACGACAAGAACAUGGAGCUCCAAGAAACGAUUGAAAUGCUGCACAUGGCGCUGUUUCUGUUUGUGAUCAUCUUUCUCCUGCUUUGCAUUGUGUUGCUUCAAUUUGGCAUUCAAGUGCAAAGUGAACUUCGCGAAUUUGAACGGCGCGCGCCAUAUGUCCAAGUCGUGGUCGCGGAUUACUGCUUGUCCACAGAGCCUGCCACGUCAUGGUGGGACAAACUAAACUGGCGCCGAUGGCAAGAAAUCGCGAAAAGCAAACGCGAAAUGGUGUAUGUGAGUCUCCGUCGUCGGUUCGUCGACUACCAUUCCAACCAUCCUGACCCUGCCAAGGCCAAAGAACUUGCAAAGGACUUUCAGCUUGAAAAGGACACUCGAUUUCCGUUCAAUGAGUACUUGACCAUCAUAUCCGGCGAAGUGAUGGCUCGUCUCAUUCAAAUCGACGCAAUCACGUGGGUGGCGCUCGAGAUUUGCAUCGUGGCGUUGAUUUGUCUCUGUUGGUGGGUGGGCCCAGACAACGAAGUGUUUGUCUUACUGGGGGGCGGGGCCGUCCUCAUCGGGCUCAAUCAAAUCGUGUACCGCCGCAUCUCGACCAUGCGAACGCUCUUGACCCCCCCUCUCCUCUUCAAGAAGGCCGAGCGCUACCGCACCAAGCCGGCGUGGCGCGCGCAGCACGGCCUGCCCCUCCUGCCAUCGUCGCCCUUGAUGUCGGACGAAAAGGUACCACUGCUCCCGUCCGAGGAAAAGCUGGCGACCGACAACACCCCGCCCUACCUCCUCAACUUACCCCUCGGCGGUGUCGACUUGACAUCGCAAGAACUCGCCGACCGCCAAAAAGCGCUUCUUGGGGGCGGCAACGGCGUGUUGCUGGCGCUGUUCUCGACGCGCCUCGUGUUUUUGUUCACGGCGCUGCACCUAAGUGUGUUUGUCAUGCGCACGUCGGGGCAGCUGAUCCGCCGCGACGACCUCCACGCCGUGGAAAAAGCAGUCAUAUUUGUCCUGUUGGCGCUUCCCAGCUUGAUUGUCGCGAGUGUGUCCACAAUGAUUGCUCGGGAUGGUUUGUACUGUUUCAAUGUGGAAGCGAUGAAAGUGCCGCGGGUGAUCAACAAGGUCAUGCGCAUCCUCAAAGCCCGACAGACGCUGCGCACGCUUCGCUUUGUCGCAGAAAUGAAAGUCUACUUGCGGGAGCACCACGCGACGGAGGGAAAGGCCGCGUCCAUGAAGAACCCUCCGACUUCCCCAGACCCCGCCGACGACCUCCGCCGCCGAUCGUUGUCGUUCAAUGACACCGCUACGUUGCCGACCCAUCACCGCCCGUCCCAGCUCCUCCACGGCGCCACGUCAUCGCCUGGAACGGGGGACAAGCUGUCGCUGCUGUCGCCCCGCAGUCGCUCCAACGUUGAAGAGCCCAUGUCUCCAAUGAGUGAGCCCAGUUCGCGCUCCAAAGCACCUGGGCGGCGGGCCAAAUACGACGAGGAAACCGAACGCCGUGAAAUCAACUCGAUCUUUUCCCUCUUUGACCGCGACCAGUCGGGCGCGAUCACCCGCGAUGAAAUGGAAUCGCUUUUGCAUGUCAUCUCCCCCGACAUGACGGAAUCCCAAAUCUCGCGCAUCAUUGUCGUCUUGGACGAGCACCACACGGGCGAAGUCACGUUUGACGAGUUUUACCGCUGGUGUCGGUCGCACAUCCAUAACCACUCGUCGAAACAUUCCAAACACCAUUUGAUUCGCGAAGUAUUCAAAAUGAUCGACACGGACGGCAGUGGCUUUAUCACCGUCGAAGUACGUUUACUAUUUAUUCACUGUAUUGUUGACAGUGAAUCAUGCGAUCAACACAAACAACGGGCAGGAAUUUGUCGCGAUUUUCAAAGCCCUCGGCCAGUCGCUCGACCACGAAGACGUGCGCGAACUCGUCUACCAAAUCGACCGCAACAGCGACGGCAAGAUUGACUUUGAGGAAUUUGAAAAAAUGCUGCACAAGCAUGCCGUGUGAUCCCCCCCCCGACCCCCCCCCCUUUCCGUCCGCCCCGUUGAAUGUCGUACAUUGGAUAUAUAGGUUGCAUCGAAAACGUUAGUUAUUAAAAACUACACAUGUUGUUGUUAAU